Messenger RNA from Exaiptasia diaphana, 1729 nucleotides. RefSeq lists its product as uncharacterized. Lineage: Eukaryota; Metazoa; Cnidaria; Anthozoa; Actiniaria; Aiptasiidae. The transcript has 2 exons. The coding region runs from base 105 to 1454 and encodes 449 amino acids. The record is from RefSeq and is a predicted model, not a curated record.
CUGGAAGUUGCAGUCUUGCCCGACAAAAGGGUACGGUAUACCAGGUUGUCUAUAUUGGAUUUGGAGACUACCGUUUAUAAAAGAUUGUACCAGAAGUUGUAAGGAUGUUCGGUUGGUUUAAAGGCGAGGAAAAGCCUCCUAUUGAUCCAAAGCAAUUCCAUAUUCCUGAGUUCUACAGAGGUACAAAUGGCCCUCUUAUCAAAGUGCUUGAAACCCAUGAUGACUACGAAGUGCGGCUGUACGAGAAAACACAAUGGGUGUCUUCUAAGUCACCGCCUGGGGAAUUCAUGGGCGCAUUUUGGAGACUAUACAGCUACAUCGGUGGUAAAAAUGACCAGGGAAAGAAGAUGGAUAUGAAUAUGCCAGUUCGUAUGUAUAUCAAGUUAAGCGAAGAAGACGAAGAUGGGUCAAAGGUCGAUGACUUUGUGGUAUCUUUCUUCUUGUCCUCUUCACUGUUACCUGAACUCCCAAAACCGACUGAUGAGCAAGUCUUCCUAGAGCAAGAAGAACGCCGUGUUACUUACGUUGCAAAUUUCAGUGGCAUGGCGACGGGAAAAGAUUGGAAAGACAGUAGAAAACGCUUGAUGGCUGCGCUGGAUCGAGAUGGUAAGAGGUACGUUGCGAAAGAGUACUUUUCUGCUGGAUAUGAUCCGCCGUAUAAACUCUGGAAUCGCAGAAAUGAAAUGAUCUUGAUUGCUGACCCACAGCCUGAAUUAGACGAAGAUGAGUCUACUGAUAAUCGUGACAUGUUUGAGUUGUCACGUAAUACUGGUGACUGUUCAGUUUAUCGAGUCUUCGACGUGCAAACCAAUCACUUACGUUUUAAAGCGUAUUUUGUGCAAAAAAUGUUUAGCUGGUUUAAGGGAGAAGAAAAACCAAAGAAGGACACUUCAGAAUUUCAUUACCCAGAUUUCUAUAAUGGAAGUAUCGGUCCAAGAUUCAAACUUCUUGAUAGUGAUGAAGACUAUGAGACGCGAAUCUACGAGUCUACGAAGUGGGUCUCCACUGAUAUGGAGACGUCAGACUAUGGGGAUGCUAUGAGUAAAGGAUUUUGGAAGCUUUUUGGUUAUAUUGGAGGUAAAAACGAGACAAAAAGUAAAGUUGCAAUGACGAUCCCAGUCCGCGGCACUGUUACACAACAUGAAGGAGAAACAAAGUCAGUCGUUACAUCAUUCUUUGUUGACCAAAGCAAAGAUUGUCCGGCUCCCACUGAAGAGACUGUCUUCGUCAAAGAAGAGAGUGAAGAGGUCAAAGUGUAUGUUCGCAAUUUUGGAGGUUUUGCCAAAGAUCAUUCUUAUAAAGAAAACUUACAAGCUCUCAAGGAUUCACUUGAUCGUGACGGAAAGUGUUACGUAACAGGGGUAUACUUCACUGCUGGUUACGACCCACCUUUCAAACUGUGGGGCAGAAGAAAUGAAGUUUAUGUGCAAGCAGCUUCCGAAAACACUGACUAAACAUUAUAAUUUUAGGAGCAUUACAUCUUUUGUACAAGGAAUGGCUUGUCCAUCUGGUUCUGACAAAUUUAUCCAUGUAUAUGAUAAGAUAACGGAAAAUUACACUUUUAUAUAUAAGUUACUCCUUUUUUAUAUAGUUGACAAAACCUUUUUUUCUGCUUUGCAAUAAUUGCUGACUUUUUUCACACAAUUUUCUUUAAUUGUACAGGCAAAAUCAAACAUGUUUCUUCAUUCAUAAUUAUAAACUAUACCUUUUUUUCAUUUCACUCAUAUUU